CUUCACGACCAGUCGUACGGGUUCAGAGGGUCACAAAAAACGGCAAAAAAUGCUCCCGAUCAAUUCGUACUGGCAUGCUAUGCAUGACAAAUAAGUUGAGCUGUGGUCGUGGGGGUGCUUUUCCUCAUGUGCAUAAAAAACACACCUGUACAAGAAUAUUUUGUUUCUGGGGCUUACUUUAUUUUAUCCACUCAGAAAAAAACCGCAUCCCUGCCGAUGUGAAGAGAAAACAGCUUCUUGCAGCAAGAAAGCUGCUCUCGUUGAGCACUGGUGUUCAACGGAUAGGGCUUGUUGAACACUGAUCAACGAAUGUUUUUAUUCUGGCCGGGCAGGAAAUAGAAAUUCAAAUUGGAAUUGCAUGAAGAAACAUCGUCAGCGAGGGGUUUUUUUCUUCCGCAUACUGCUCUGUAUGAUUAUAGUUCUUCAUUUCCGCGCAAGAACAGGAACUUCGCUCUCGUCUAGCACGUCCGGUACUUACCUUCUUCUUUUAUGACAGUCCCAGGUGGGAAAUUUUCAAAAGGGAAAUAAUUUGCCAUGCAGAUUGAAAAUUAUCGUUCGACACAAGCUGAGCUCGCCACUUCUGGGCAACCUAAGACAACUUUUUGUGACACUGCAGGGGCUUUUAUUCUGUUUCUGUCAGUUAGUUUGCUGCGACCACUGCUACUGUCAUGCUCGUCAGUGUUGACCCAGAGGAUAGCCCCACCCAGACUUCUUACCAUUUGCCUGAGUUGAUACCUCCUAUGCAUUUCUUCAGCUGUUUUGUGUUUACGUAGCAUUUUAUCCUUCAUUAUUUUCAUUUUGACAAUUUCCCACCUGGCACAUCCAUAUCUUGUUCUCCUCUACAACGACGAACACGAAUCAGAAUCCUGACGUCGACCCUAUUUCAACAUGCUACAAACAAGAACCACGGGGUAUGACUAUUCGUCGGGCAUAUUUUUACGGUAUAAUUUCUAUCCACGAAAAAGGAACAUGAAUCCCACCCCAGGGCGGCGGGUAAGUAAGCAAAAACUUAUCACAGGAAGACAUAGUUGUGCAGGUGUCACAGGAAAAAUUCGUAACAGGGAACAUCAAAGUAAGUUGUUGUACCAGCUACGGACCACUUGUAGACGAUAAAGAUGCAUGAUUUAUUGCGGGAGACGAAAUUCUUGCUUCUAAUGUCGCGAUAUCUACUACUUCGUAGUGGAAGUCUGUUGUACUACAGCAUCAUGUAU
Molecule: messenger RNA, 1211 nt
Organism: Amoebophrya sp. A120
Lineage: Eukaryota; Dinophyceae; Syndiniales; Amoebophryaceae
Source: the annotation of a GenBank genome assembly